Diachasma alloeum is the source of this 1652-nucleotide messenger RNA. RefSeq names its product protein sarah (gene sra). The transcript has 5 exons. Gene Ontology annotation, molecular function: calcium-dependent protein serine/threonine phosphatase regulator activity; nucleic acid binding. The record is from RefSeq and is a predicted model, not a curated record. Gene Ontology annotation, biological process: calcium-mediated signaling. Gene Ontology annotation, cellular component: cytoplasm; nucleus. The coding region runs from base 387 to 1106 and encodes 239 amino acids. NCBI's taxonomy places the organism in Eukaryota, Metazoa, Arthropoda, Insecta, Hymenoptera, Braconidae.
UGAUCUUCACGUCCCCCCAACGACCCCUUAAAAACCGUCAACUCACCCUGAUCAACUUUCAAUCCCUAAUCAAUCGUUUCCCUCGAGAUAAUAACAAUGCCCCUGUGAUAUAAUAUCACGCGCUGCAAUGAUAGCGCCCACGCUUUCUCACUCACCCCCACCAUCGCCCAGUCUUGGAGAAAAUUAUUGUGAUAAUCAAAAGUGAUAAACAUCGUAGUGAUCCUUGUGCAUAACCAUCAGGGAUACAACUGUCGUUGAUUUAUCGAAGAAACAUUGUCACUGUCUCGUCACCUGGUAAUCAAUGGAUAUGAUUAUUCCAUCGGAAUUAAUAUUCUAGUGUAACACCGAGGCUCCGACCAAGUGGACACAGAACACAAUAAAUUAAGAUGGAUGAAAAACGCGAGUCGAACAUGACAGACGACGAGGAGGACACAGAGAAUAUAAUAAUAAACGAAGUCGACGGGCUCCCAAAUUUGCACCCAAAUUUCCAACAACUCGACCUCGAUCUCAGCGACGAUAGAAGUAGAAGUGAUAAAAGUGUUAGAACACUAGACGAAUUGGUUCACGACGAGGAUCUGCCAAUGUCUGUUAUCGUGACAAACGUAGAUCCUCGUGUAUUCAAAUGUGACGAACUUAAGGCUGAUAUCGAACAUCUAUUUAAACAAUUUGGGGAGGAGGCGACAUUUCAGUAUUUCAAAUCAUUCAAAAGAAUGAGAGUCAACUACAACUCACCCAGUGCCGCUGCUCACGCUCGAAUACAAUUGCAUCAAACACGUCAUGGGGAAACUGAUAUAAAUUGUUAUUUUGCCCAGCCAGUGACGCCAAUAGACAUAGAAGAUCAGCAUCUCCAGCCGCCAGCCCUCACAAAACAGUUCCUAAUAUCCCCUCCAGCGUCUCCCCCCGUUGGAUGGCAGCCCAAAGAGGAAGGUGAACCACUAGUUAAUCAAGAUUUACUGGCUGCCAUUGCCAAUUUAUCUCCAGGAGGAACACACGAGUUGCAUGCAGGAGGCUCUGGUCAGCCCGGCAUCGUGGUUCACGUCUGUGAGACUACGAAUCCCCCCCAGAGACAUCCCCCCAUCCAACACACACGUUGUCCCGAGCAUUAAAUUAUCCCCCGAUCAACUGCAACAGAGUCAAUGGCAAAUGAUAUCGAUUGAAUCCAUCCAGACAAAAAACACGAAAUAAAAGUCACGAGAAAGGGAAUAAAAAUCCAAUUUGAGGCAUUCCGAAGAACCCCGGAAAUAUAUAUCAAGACCAGGUAUAAAGAGAUAAUACGUGUCAUGCAAAACUGUUUAAUUUUCAAUUUCAAUUGUGAUCUCAGAAGCUUCAUACAUGUUACUGUGCGCAUGUUUCAUUUCCAUUCGCUGUGGAGAAAUAAUCUAACUCGAAAUUAUAUUAAUAUUUAUGGAGAAAAAGGGAGAUUAACAUGUUAAAUGCAAGCUGGCUGUCCUGUAUUUUAGCGCUGAAGUGAAAUAAUUAGGUGAAGACACUGGGAAUCAUCUCGUUAUUUCACUCCACAACUCAUUCGUUUAUUCUAUAUCUGAAUGUACCUACGAGUACGUGUUCUCGUUACUUGAUACACGAAAAAAUUUCAUUGAAAAACCUAGUGAAUUCUGUACAAUACAAUUUUACAAAUUUUUUUUUCACUCCAU